CAGUGACAGCGGAGUUGGGAGCCCGGCAGUGAGGAGGGAGGCAGGCACCAGGCGAGAGCUUUGCUCCCAAGUCCUCUCCCGAGCCCAGCUCAAUGACCAGCAGCUCUGGGGCGAGGAGCAACUGCGCUUCCCACAACUUUCCCUGGAGCAGCCUCCAGCAUCGUGGCAGCCUGACAUGACUUGCCUCCUAGGGCGCGACUGAGGGGGACUUACCGGAGUGGAAGCCUGGUGGAAUUUGGGUUUGCAGAGGAGUUGCCGAACCUUUUUUAUUAUUAUUAUUACAAUUAUUAUUGCUUUUUUUUUUCUCCCCCCGCCCCCUGGAAAUGAGCACGCUGCCUCGGCGCUGCAGAAAGUAGGCAGCUCGGACUGUGGCAGCCCUGUGCCCCCGCCCCGUGCCUUGCCCCGAGGAGCCCCCAUGUAGGAAUGACAAAGGAUUGCACCGGCGAGCGCGGCUGCGGUGUCCCCCGAGCGGUCCCCGGGCAUGGAUUACUAAAUGGGACACUCCCGCAGCUAGGUCUGUCCUCGGGCUGCCGCUAGAUACAUGCGCCGGGAAAAGGGUGAAGUGAAGAAGUAAAGUCUCCCAGCUGAACUACUAUGAGGUCAGAAGCCUUGCUGCUAUAUUUCACACUGCUACACUUUGCUGGGGCUGGUUUCCCAGAAGAUUCUGAGCCAAUCAGUAUUUCGCAUGGCAACUAUACAAAACAGUAUCCGGUGUUUGUGGGUCACAAGCCAGGACGGAACGCCACACAGAGGCACAGGCUGGACAUCCAGCUGAUCUUAAUAAUGAACAGAACUCUCUACAUUGCUGCUAGGGACCAUAUUUAUACUGUUGAUAUGGACACAUCACAUACAGAAGAAAUUUAUUUUAGCAAAAAAUUGACAUGGAAAUCUAGACAGGCUGAUGUAGACACGUGCAGAAUGAAGGGAAAACAUAAGGAUGAGUGUCAUAAUUUUAUUAAGGUUCUCCUAAAAAGAAACGAGGAUACCUUGUUUGUCUGUGGAACAAAUGCCUUCAACCCUUCUUGCAGGAACUAUAAGAUGGAUACACUGGAGUUCCUAGGCGAUGAGUUUAGUGGAAUGGCAAGGUGUCCCUAUGAUGCAAAACAUGCCAAUGUUGCACUGUUCGCAGAGGGGAAGCUGUAUUCUGCCACAGUGACCGACUUCCUUGCAAUAGAUGCAGUCAUUUACCGGAGCCUUGGAGACAGCCCAACCCUGCGGACAGUCAAACAUGACUCAAAAUGGUUGAAAGAACCCUACUUUGUCCAGGCAGUGGAUUAUGGUGACUAUAUCUACUUCUUCUUUCGUGAAAUAGCAGUGGAAUACAACAGUAUGGGUAAGGUAGUUUUCCCAAGAGUGGCUCAAGUUUGCAAGAAUGAUAUGGGAGGAUCUCAGAGAGUGCUGGAAAAACAGUGGACUUCCUUUCUCAAGGCCCGCCUGAACUGCUCAGUUCCUGGCGAUUCACACUUCUACUUUAAUAUACUGCAGGCAGUUACAGAUGUUAUCCAUUUCAAUGGCCGGGAUGUUGUUUUAGCAACCUUCUCCACUCCAUAUAACAGCAUCCCUGGCUCUGCUGUCUGUGCCUAUGACAUGCUUGACAUUGCCACUGUAUUUACGGGGAGAUUCAAAGAACAAAAGUCUCCGGAUUCUACUUGGACACCAGUUCCUGAUGAACGAGUGCCGAAACCCAGGCCAGGUUGCUGUGCUGGGUCUGCAUCAUUAGAAAAGUAUGUAAGCUCAAAUGAGUUCCCAGAUGAUACUCUAAACUUUAUCAAAACACACCCUCUCAUGGACGAGGCUGUACCUUCAAUUGUCAACAGACCCUGGUUCCUGAGGACGAUGGUCAGAUAUCGUCUGACCAAAAUUGCAGUAGACACUGCCGCUGGACCGUACCAGAAUUACACUGUGGUUUUCUUGGGAUCAGAGAAGGGAAUCAUCUUGAAGUUCUUGGCCCGGACAGGAAACAGCGGUUUCCUAAAUGAUAGCCUUUUCCUGGAGGAGAUGAACGUUUAUAAUCCUGAAAAGUGCAGUUAUGAUGGAGUGGAAGACAAGAGGAUUAUGGGUAUGCAGCUUGACAAACAAAGCAGUGCCCUGUAUGUAGCAUUCUCUACCUGUGUGAUAAAGGUUCCCCUGGGACGAUGUGAGCGUCAUGGAAAGUGCAAAAAGGCCUGCAUAGCCUCCAGAGACCCAUACUGUGGCUGGGUGAAAGAAAGCGGGACAUGUACACGUCUGUUACUUAGCGCUAAACUGGCAUUUGAACAGGACAUAGAGCAUGGCAAUACAGAUGGCCUGGGUGACUGCCAAAAUUCCUUCGUUGCACUGAAUGACAUUUCAACUGCUUCGCCUGAUCAUGAAAUGUCUUACAACACAGUGUAUGGACACUCCAGUUCACUACUUCCAAGCACCACCACUUCUGACUCUCCGGCUCAAGAGGGUUAUGAUACUAGGAUGCUGGAUUGGAAGGAUCCGGUUGGCUCAUCUGAAAAUACAGAUCAUGUGGCAGUGUCAUCUCAUAAUCACCAAGACAAGAAGGGAGUGAUUCGUGAGAGUUAUCUCAAAGGUCAAGAUCAGCUGGUGCCCGUCACCCUCCUGGCCAUUGCAGUCAUUCUUGCUUUUGUCAUGGGGGCCAUCUUCUCAGGAAUCAUAGUUUACUGCAUCUGUGACCAUCGCCGCAGAGACGUGGCUGUUGUGCAGAGGAAGGAGAAGGAGCUGACACACUCCCGCCGUGGCUCCAUGAGCAGUGUUACCAAGUUGAGUGGCCUCUUUGGAGACACUCAGUCUAAGGAGCCAAAACCAGAAGCUAUCCUCACACCUUUGAUGCACAACGGCAAACUGGCUACACCCGGCAGCACAGCCAAAAUGUUAAUCAAAGCUGACCAGCACCACCUGGACUUGGCUGCUCUGCCAACCCCUGAAUCCACCCCAACCUUGCAACAGAAGAGAAAGCCCAGUCGUGGAAGCAGGGAAUGGGAAAGAAACCAGAAUCUCAUCAAUGCCUGCACAAAAGACAUCCCCCCAAUGGCCUCACCUGUGAUCCCGACUGACCUGCCUCUGAGGGCUUCUCCCAGCCACAUCCCAAGUGUUGUGGUCCUGCCAAUCUCUCAGCAAGGGUAUCAGCACGAGUAUGUGGAUCAGCCAAAAAUGAGCGAUGUGGCACAGAUGGCUGUGGAGGACCAGAAUGCCACCCUUGAGUACAAAACCAUAAAGGAGCAUCUCAGCAGCAAAAGCCCCAACCAUGGGGUCAACCUGGUGGAAAAUCUUGAUAGCAUGCCACCAAAAGUACCCCAGAGGGAAGCCUCCCUUGGGCCUCCUAGCUCCUCUCUUUCUCAGAGUGGCCUGAGCAAGCGCUUGGAGAUGCAUUCCUCCGCAUAUAAUGUGGACUACAAGAGGAACUACCCUACGAACUCACUCACGAGAAAUCACCAGACAUCGACUCUCAAAAGAAACAAUACUAACUCCUCUAAUUCCUCCCACCUCUCCCGAAAUCAGAGCUUUGGCAGGGGAGACAACCCUCCUCCUGCCCCGCAGAGAGUGGACUCUAUACAGGUCCACGCUGCUCAGGCGCAGGCUGUGACUGUAUCUAGGCAGCCUAGUCUCACCGCAUAUAACUCGCUGACAAGGUCGGGGUUGAAACGUACACCUUCACUAAAACCAGAUGUACCCCCCAAACCUUUUGCCCCACUUUCAUCGUCCAUGAAGCCCAAUGAUGCAUGUACAUAAUCAGAGUGGGGUGGGGGGAAACAGCAAUUAAGCAGAGUUUGCCCUUUAAAGCCAGUGUUCUGCAACGGCAUCGUUAGUUCUAAUUGACAAGAAGGCUGUUAUUAAGCUGAGGAUGUAUUGAUUCUGCUCUCUGGGAAAAGUGGAAUAUUUUUUAAACCGAGCCAUAUGAUCCAUGGUUAAAGGUUUGCAACUGCAGGACUCACCCCCACAACCCAACAGCUCUUUACUCAAAAGACUAACUUAACAUCACAAAAACAUUGAGCCAAAAGCACACAGGUGAAUGAUGACUGUGACAUUUCACCCCCAACUGCACAGUGCAUUCCAGAACUGGGAAAGAGUGCUCUGAAAAGCAAAACAAGUAAAAGAAUUUUAAAAAACACAAAAAAAUUAAAAAAUAAAGAAUUCAUUGAUAAAGCUAACUCUGACUUAACAAUGGCAGAAGUUUACUAUGUGCAGGUACUGUGAAAUGCCCAUCAGUGUUACAGCCAUUUGGUUAUAGCAGUUAAAUGCCAGGUUGGGCAAAACUAUGUCAUAGAUUUCUGCUACUCUUCUCUUUUACUGAAUAACAUGUGACUGUUAACGAAAUAACUCCUAUUAUUUAUUGUUCAUCUUUUGUUUUUCCUAAGGAAAUGACUUCUGCAUAUCAUCCUAUGAACAGCUCUUCAGAACAGUACAUUGAAAGUUAUACCUAUUUAACGCAAAACCCAUUAACUGGAGUAAUUAAAACUCUUUUAUUUUUCCAAUAAAUUCACUGAGUUAAAUAAGUUGGAGCUGGAAUUCUGAACUUUGUGUUUGGACUGUCUGAUCCGUAGCUGAAAAGGGGAAUAUUUAUUUAAAUCUGUCAGUUAAUUCACUGGCUGGGCCUCUGAUCUAUUACAGGCAACAAACAAACAAAAAAUCCCCCAAGUCCAUAACUUCUAAUGCAACUAAAAAAGAAACUCUUAAGCCGCACAUUUGUGCACCAUUGUUAUCAACAUGGCUUUGUCAGUAGUUUAUACUUUCUGUGAAGGCACCAGCUUGUGAUGUGCCAUCUCAUUUCACCUUGCAUGUGAGACGGCAAACAAAAUCCACAAAUGGUGUGAACUAGUUAAUAAGCCGGCUGUUACCAUGCAUAAAUUAUGGUCUUAUCACACGGGUUUUUCGUGGGAAUACAUCUGUGAAUAGCCUGUUUUCUUCCACAUGUAAAUUUGUGCCUUACACCCUCAGUUGUGUAUAUUUGUGAACUGUAGUAUGUAAAACCUCUUUACCCCCAUUUGAAUAACACAAAUAUUUAUUUAUCUUCCCUCCUCCAAGCCCCCUGGAGAAUUGGAGUAAAGAAGUUCAAAGAACGUAGUGGUUAUUGUAAUGACAUCAUAUCCCUCAAGAAACUAGGGAAGUACUAUAUCCUCCAAUUCAGUUUGACUUUCUAGUUGUGCCAAUUCUUCCCUCAAACCACCCCCAGGCUAUGUUGACAGCAUAGGCACUAUAGCGUGGGUGGCAAAUUCGCCUCCCCCCCCCGCCCCCCCUUAUUCUUUCAUAUUAUUUCAGUAUGGUGAUAUUAUCAUUAGCCAGCAGAAAAAUGACUAGUAUACUGUCUCCAAGUCUGGUGCAUCCGCUGGCUGGAGACAAGCACUGUGUAAGAUUGGCCAGCCCCUGGAAGAAAGCCUCAGCCACACCUAGGGCUGUGUGCAGUAUACAAAAUGAAGUGAAAUGGAAAUAGUACAAGGCAGGCUGGUUCCUGCUGUAACUGAGUAACUACUACAAUAAGGUCAACCAGAAGGAUGCAGCGAAAACCUUUUGGGGGAACUGAUUUUUAUUUUCCUUUGUUUCCUUUCAUGUGACUGCAUAUAUACCCUGUGUGUAUGCGUGUGUGCCUGCCUGCGUGUGUGUGUGUGUGUGCAAGUUCUUUUACAAUUUUUCAGUGGUUUAUGCACAACGGUAGAUUUGUUUUUAAUCUGUUAUAAUAAUUGUGUCAACAUACUGUAGAAAAUGAGGGGGGUUGUUUUGUGGGGUUUUUUGUAUCAACUGGACAGUAUGUUUGAGUAAGGUGGUUGUUUGGUUUGGGUUUUUUUUAAUUUUAUACUUUAUUUGUUUUACAGGGUUUUGGUUUUGUUUCCGAAUGACUGAAAAGAAAGGUUUCAAGUCAGCUAGCGUGUAGAUGGUGUUUAGAAAGUCUGGAUGGUCUAGACCAAAGUGUGUAACAAGGGUGCCUGCAGUUCUUUGAUUUCAUCCUUUGAUUUCAUCCAAACAAGACUUGUUCACCACUAGUGAACUAUGCAGACUGGAAUAGAUAGAUCUGUAUCCAAAGCAAUGUUUUUGUUUUGUUUUGUUUUUAAAAAACAUCAAAACAGUAGGAGCAGGAAGGUCAUUUAAAAAAAAAAAGCAACUCAACUUUCAACCUUUUUACCAAUCUCCAAACCCCUGAGUACUAAAUGCACAGUGCCCAUUGCUAUUACUCAGCAAGCAUUCUGUCAUAAUGUAGAAGGGAAUAAUCACUGCGACAGCUUUGUACAGAGAUCUGCCUUUGUAAUAUACGUCACAGCAGUUACUGUGUUGACCUUGAAAUGCCCAUUUUGUACUCAGUGGGGCUGCUGUUUUAAUCUUUUUCCCAACCUGAUUACUCUCCACCCCUUGUUUUGAGGGAUCCAUAGACCUAAGUGUGCCUUUCCUUUUCACCCUUGCUAUACACUGGUAGAUGCAACAAAUUCAGACUCAUCUGUUGUAAAGUUGUAAAAUAUUGUGAUGUCUCACCAAUUUUCCUUCAUUUCCACAUCCCCCUAACAUCUAAUUCACAACUUAAUGUAUGUUGUAAAAAAAAAAAAGAAAGAAAGAAAAAAAGGAAAAAAGAGAGAGAAAGAAAGAAAAAAGGAAAGCAGAAUAAAAGCUCUUGAUUACAUGAGGUAAUAAAACCAGACUGUUCUACCUUA
This is a messenger RNA of Alligator mississippiensis (American alligator), 6623 nucleotides long. It is a transcript of the gene SEMA6A, whose product is annotated as semaphorin 6A. The transcript has 20 exons. NCBI's taxonomy places the organism in Eukaryota, Metazoa, Chordata, Crocodylia, Alligatoridae. Gene Ontology annotation, molecular function: semaphorin receptor binding; chemorepellent activity. The coding region runs from base 595 to 3717 and encodes 1040 amino acids. Gene Ontology annotation, biological process: semaphorin-plexin signaling pathway; negative regulation of axon extension involved in axon guidance; negative chemotaxis. The record is from RefSeq and is a predicted model, not a curated record.